Molecule: messenger RNA, 1940 nt
Organism: Carcharodon carcharias (great white shark)
Lineage: Eukaryota; Metazoa; Chordata; Chondrichthyes; Lamniformes; Lamnidae
Product: solute carrier family 35 member D3
Exons: 2
Coding region: 16-1188 (390 amino acids)
Cellular component (GO): Golgi apparatus
Molecular function (GO): antiporter activity
Source: RefSeq, a predicted model, not a curated record
CACCCAGGAAGAAAAAUGCAGUCCUGCAAGGGCCGUUUGCUUGGCAUCUGGGUCGCGGUCGCCCACGGCGUGUUCUCCGGAUCUCUAAACAUUCUGUUGAAACUCCUCAUUUCUCGCUACAAUUUUCUCUUUUUAACACUGCUGCAGUGUCUCACCAGCAGCACCGCUGCCCUGACCCUGGAGACUCUCAGGAGGCUGGGUAAAAUAGACGUGCCGCCUUUCAGCCUAAGUUUGGCCAAAGUCUUUGGCAGUGUCACGCUGCUCUCCACUCUCCAGUCCUGUUUGACUCUGUGGUCACUGCGGGGCCUCAGUCUCCCCAUGUACGUUGUUUUCAAGCGUUGUCUACCUCUCGUCACUUUAAUAAUAGGAGUUUUUGUCCUCAAGAAUGGCAUUCCGUCUCUCGGUGUCAGUGCAGCGGUCUUCCUCACUACCUGCGGAGCCGCUCUGGCAGGAGCCGGUGAUCUUUCCGGGGAUCCAGUCGGGUAUGUGACCGGGGCCUUGGCCGUGCUGGUUCACGCCGCUUAUCUGGUGGUGAUUCAGAAGACAGGCCACGAGCACUCCUACGGCCCCCUGACUGCCCAGUACACCAUCGCCGUGACCGCCUCGCCCGUCCUCCUGCUCUGCAGCUUCGCCAGCCUGGACGCCAUCAACAUCUGGUCCUACCCGGGCUGGCUAGAUGCUGCCGUCGGCUGCACCUUCGCCUCCUGCAUCGUGAUCGGCUGCCUCAUGAACUUCACCACGCUGCACUGCACUUACAUCAACUCAGCGGUCACCACCAGCUUUGUGGGGGUAGUGAAGAGUGUCGCCACCAUCACGGUGGGCAUGCUGGCUUUCAGAGACGUGGAGCCCACCGCCCUGUUCAUCGCCGGCGUGGUGGUGAACACGGUGGGCUCGGUCACCUACUGCAUAGUCAAGUACUUCGAGACGAGGCAGCAAGCCAAGUACGAUGACUUGGAAGAACUGAUCAAGGGGGAUGAGGGAGGACCCAUCGAGUCCCCCAUGACGACCCCUCAAACGUAUGAGCUGCAGGAAGAUCCCAGUGGCCAGGCGUUGCGGAAUGGCAGCGCUCCCACCUCCCCGGGAGCUCCUGACAACAGCCCACUGACUGAAAAUUAUCUCGGAGUCUGGAGGCUGGUGAGACAUUUGCGGGUUUUCAGGAAAGAUCCUUCAGUUCACGGACCCCAAUAAAACCGAGAUCUCACUUUUGUUCUGCUUUGCUUUGUGAAGAGUCGGUUAUUGGAGUUAAGAAAGGGUUUAAUUGACUUUAUUUAAGAAUGUGGCGGCGGGAGUCAGCGGACAUGGUGUUUCUGUCAAAGAAUACACUGCCAGAACUGUUGCUUCUCACAGAUGAGAAAGUAGAGCUUAAGUAACUUCUUCUAAAUUAUAUCCUGAAGAAACAUGACUAAAAUAUAUCUUUAUGAGUACUGUUAUUUUUCUGGGAGCCGGAGAUUCUGAUAUGAUAAGCAGGGAAUGAUCAGAAUUCUGCUGAGAGGGUGCCACUCCAGCCAAGGGAAGCACCUUUCCUAUUCCUCUCCAUUUUGGCGCCUGUCGGAGCAGCAAAAACGACAAAAACUGGAAGAAGAUUUCAUUCCCACACCCACAUUGAGUGCGUUCACCACACAUAAACUGCAACGGUUUAAGUAGAAGGCUCACCACCAUCUUCUCAAGGGCAACUAACGAUGGGCAAUGAACGCUGGUCUAUAUCCGCGAAAAUGAAUGUCAAACAAAUAUUAGUAAAUGAUGGGCGCACGGGAAUGAUGAUAAACCAGCAAUCUCAUCUUGAGAUUCAGGAAUUAAAUGACCUCUUUGAUGAGAUUAUUGCCUGGCCAUCCUACCAGCUUCCUGUUAUUCUCCACACUGUCACACAAUGUUUCUAAACUAAACUGAACAUUUAUUUGGAGACGGCUUCAGAGUUUUUAAAAAAUCAAAAGUCAGUUUUU